AUGACUCUAACUCUUUCAAGAGAGAGCGUUGUAUAUAAGUCGGGCAAUGAUGCAAAUCAAUUGCUCGAAUUGAAACUGCCCCAACCGGAUGCGGAUAUUAGUUCACUCGACUCGACCAACAGCCAAAACUCGGAGGAUCACAAAUCGGACGUUGAAUUAAACUAUUAUCGAGAUCAGCUUGCUACCACUGGAUCAGUAUUCACGCGGAAACAUGUAGGCUUACCAAUUGGUAGCAAGAAAUUUCCUCAGUCGAUUUUAUGGCGAGUUUUCCAGAAGACUUCAACUUUGGAACUUAGUGCUAUUGACCUUGGAACCAAAGGAGCUGCAUUGCCAGUGUUAAGGACUAUUCGUUUGAAUUUUCCAUUACCAAUUUUUGAAAGGUGUAUUGCAUUGAGUGAGGAUAAGGAUUAUCUGGUUAUAGAUAUUUUGGUAAAACCAGGUCUGCUGUACACACUACAGAUUCCGUUCGAUCAGUUUAUCGUUUCUGGCAACAACUCUAAUCAACUCUCAGAUGAGAACUCUCAUUUAUGGAGAAGCAUCAAAUUUCCUUAUGGAUUUGAUAUUCGUAAACCAUACCUGUUACAUGCAAUAAGUUCUAAAGUGCUAAUUGCAUCUACAGUGGAUGGUGCAUUGACAAAAUUUGUGCGCGACUCGCCCCUAGGAGACAUCUCUUGGUACCCAUUCCAGGAUUCUGGACGUGGCUUAUCAUUAUCAAGUCUUUUACCUUGGAAUAGCUCCAAUACUGUCCCAGGAAAUCCAAGCUUGUCUGCCAAGACCAUCAUUUCCAUUGACUCUCUACCAAAUAGAAGUUCCAAAAUUGAUACCGGAAGUUACAUUGUAACGGUAUCGAUUAACCGAGCUUUCAAAGUGUGGUCUUUGGAUUCAAUGUCAGUAGUUGCUGAAAACAUUCUGGAUGCACAUUUACCGAAUGAACCAGGACCGGCACGCUCGUCAUUAUAUCUAGAAUCUGCGGCAGUUCCCCGUCAUGUAUCGUUCGGCCAUCAUUAUAACGAUAACUCACAUGGGCUACGGCAUAGUCUAUUAGUGACUUACACGCCUUUUAAUGAGGGCCUAUUUAAGUUUUGGUCUCUCAAUCACGAUGGAGAAGUACCAUCACUGGUUGAGAUGGGUCCCGAUUUCGAGAUAGUACCCGUAGCCCCACGUGAUAAAAGCUCUAUUUGGUUUGUUGCUGAUUUCGAACUCAUAUCUUAUAGUGAUAAACUGCUGCUUGUCGUUGCUUGGAAAAGUGAUACUAGUACCGUUACUAUUUCUUGUACCAUUCCUAAAAAUCUUGGCAAGGACGAAUCAAACCCUCCAUAUUGGAGCUUGACAGAGAGCGAACACGAUAAAGAUGAUCUUGAAGGAUUGUGCUUGGUCUCUUCACAAUCAACUAUAUCUGAGGGCCAUUCUGAAGGAUUCAUUCGCAAAAUAUUCGGUCCUACAGGAUAUUCGAAGGAAACGAUAAAAACAGCCAUUCCUGUAUAUGCCGAUCACUAUAGAGGUUUCCCCCAGAACUCGAGCGAUAGAAAUGUCUCAUUAAUUGGUCAAGUAUGUCGUGUAGUUGGAGCUGCAGUAUCGGUAGAAAAUAGUGGCGGAUCGUUUAAUCCAGAUUUCGAAGCCUACGAACGAGAUAUUCAUCUCCAAUGGAUUCGGUUUGAUCGCUUGUGUGCAGAAUUGGAAAAACAGGGUCAUGAAUUUUUGUCACUUGUAUAUGAUGAACAUACCGAUAGAGUUUCGUUGGUCAAGGCUUCAAGUGUGUCUUUAAUUAGACCUUUGACGGCACUUGAGCUUAUAUAUUUCAACCGAUCAGCACUCCCUGCUAAGUACGAAACAGAAGUGAUUUCUACGCUUUUGAGAAAAAAUGAAGUUGCCUUGGUAGAAGGUAUACUGAGAACCGUUGAUGCAUUGGUUAGGUUCAGGAAAUUCCUUCCUAAGGAAGUGCGAUCAGAUUUAUUGUUUACAUUAAAAGAACAAUUCAACAGACGCGAAUCAUACCUCACUGCUGAUCGUAUUGCAUAUAUGUAUGAGAGCAUUCUUGAAGGAAAAGUCACGGAAAACUCUUUGGAGUCCUUAGUGACUGCACUGUACGAUAUACCAGCUCUUGAUAAUGUUAUCCAAUCGGUACUAGAGCUUUUCACGAACGAUACACAGCAAAACGAACGUGAAGAUGCCCUCACUCUUACCAGAUUGGGUGCUAGCGCCCAUAACACAAUGCUGAAUAGCUUUUUCUCUACUGGCCGUAUUAUCACCUUUGACAUAAUAGUCCUACUGCUACUGUCCUCUUCGCAACCAGAUUUAGUCAGCGAGUAUGUUGCCAAUUACCCAAGCUAUUUAUCAACUUUCAAGUCAUUGAGUGCUGUUAUGGACCUCCAAUUCAGUGGUGCUUCUGAUUCCACCGAUGAAGUGGUCAAGGAUUCUUUUGUGUACGCUGUUCAGCAGCUGACAGUUACAGAUUCUAGUCAUGUUAAUGGCAACAGCGGUAAUCUUUCAUUUUUAGAAGGAUUCAUUGUACGCCAAAACCUGGCUAACAGCUCUAUCAAUCUUGAAUCUAUUUGGAAAAGGAUAAACACCAAUACCCAAAGCAAGAUGGCUGACUUGGUAGUUGAUAUGUUUUUGCAAGUUAAAGAGUCUCUUAGUGCAAACACCAAUGAUUUGAUAGAAUUUAUCAACAUCUAUCUGCCAUCGGAUCCAUUUUCGACAUUUGUCAAGGGAAAUAUUUUGUUAGCAGUUGGGGAUGCUUCUAAGGGUGCCCUUCUUUUACACAGUGCUUCUCUUGGGAUGUCAUCCGAAAAUAAUCAAAUCACAGACUUGCAAAAAAGCAUCGCAAAAAAGAUUAGUGAAGUCUAUUGGUUACCUGGUAACCUCUUCAAUGGAUUGGUUUGCUAUAACAAUGCUGUGGCUCAAGUUGCUGCUGCGCUUGGAGCUCAUAUACAAGCCAUGGAGUUUGCUCAACUGGCAGCUGAAGGGCUUGCAUUUAGCUCUCUUGGUGAAGAUAAGCUGGUGAAUCAGAUUUUUACAACUCUGUUGAGAAGCGCACUACACCUUAGAGAGUAUGAUGAGGCGUACAAUGCGCUUGUGGAGCUGGAUCUAAAUUCAUGUCCUCCCGUUGAGAUGAAAAAACAUUUGGAAGAGUUUAUUAAAUGUAUGGCCAAUGGAGACGGUUUAAGACUCUGCCGCCUUCCAUUCGUAGGCAUGACGCAUAUAGUUUCAUCGAUUUUGGAAGCCAAGGCUGCAAUUAAUUCGGAUGACAUUCCCAGGAUUUCAUAUCAUAAACUGCUUUAUUCAUGGAAAAUGGAACGUGGUGAUUAUCAAGGAGGUAAGUUUAUAUUAAUAGUUUAUGAAUCUUAUUUGGAAGAACAGGGACUAACAAUUUCAAGCUGCAUCAGCUGUCUAUGCACAAUUACAACAAGUUAA
Molecule: messenger RNA, 3414 nt
Organism: Sugiyamaella lignohabitans
Lineage: Eukaryota; Fungi; Ascomycota; Dipodascomycetes; Dipodascales; Trichomonascaceae
Exons: 1
Coding region: 1-3414 (1137 amino acids)
Cellular component (GO): nuclear pore
Molecular function (GO): structural constituent of nuclear pore
Source: RefSeq, a predicted model, not a curated record